Messenger RNA from Vicia villosa (hairy vetch), 1629 nucleotides. RefSeq names its product B3 domain-containing transcription factor VRN1-like. The coding region runs from base 182 to 1384 and encodes 400 amino acids. The transcript is spliced from 5 exons. Gene Ontology annotation, molecular function: DNA binding. The record is from RefSeq and is a predicted model, not a curated record. NCBI's taxonomy places the organism in Eukaryota, Viridiplantae, Streptophyta, Magnoliopsida, Fabales, Fabaceae.
UUCUUGAUUAAAAAACAAAUCAUCACUAUGUUUUUUUAAUGUUGAAUUUUAGUUUUAUUUUGUAUGCAAUAUCAGUCAAUUUCAUUACUGAAACUAGCUAAUUUGUAUUUGAUUGGAUCUGAUUCUGCUUUGAAAAAUUGUUAUUAUUGGAUCACCAGGUGUUUGUUGUUAGGUCUGAAAGAUGGAAAGUGGUAAGGAUGGACAUGAUAGGGUGUUUUCACAUCUUGCUCAUGGUAUAGCUGGUGCUGCACAUGGUGGAGGUUAUCCUCAGCAACAAGAGCUUGAUCAUUGGAACAAUGGUGUCCACUUUUUCAAGGUUAUCCUUGAAAGUACUCUCAAAGAAGAAAAACUGAGAGUUCCCAUAAGUUUUGUGAGAAGAUAUUGGAAAGGAAUAGAAAACCCAGUUACCCUAAGGCUACCAAAUACGAUUCAAAAGAAAGUUUUUUGGGAGAAAACUAGUGAUUAUGAUGUUUUCUUUUGCAAUGGUUGGAAAGAGUUUGCAAAUUAUUUGUCUUUAAGUGAGUCACAAUUUUUGGUAUUUCAAUAUCAAGAAAGCUCUCUAUUUAAUGUGAUUGUAAUUGAUAAAAACGGAUUAGAAAUCAAAUAUCCAAUAAUAGAGAUUAGUCAAGAAUCUACUGAGAUUGAAUCAAGCAAAAGUUCUUUGCAAGUUAAUGAAGAUCCUUCACCAAUACGCCGUCUUGGAAGACCAAAAUCUUCUUCUAAAGUUUGUAAGAAAAAGAAAAUCAAUAGUCAAGAAUCUAUUGAGAUUGAAUCAAGCGAAAGUUCUUUGCAAGUUAAUGAAGAUCCUUCACCAGUGCGCCGUCUUGGAAGACCAAAAUCUUCUUCAAAAGUUUGUAAGAAAAAGAAAAUCAAUCCAAAAGAACCAAAGAAAUCAUCAAAGCUUGAGAAUAGAAAAGUUCAAAUAGAUGCAAGAUUUCAUAAUCUUAUGGAUGUGGACAAUGGAGAUUAUUUGAAGGAGAAAAGUAGGGUUUUGUAUGACAAAGUGAACAACAUGUUUCGCUCUAACAAGGACUUCUUCGUAUGCAUGAUCCAAAAGACAUACAUUGAAAGAAAUAUCGUGGGCAUACCAACUGAAUUUGGUAGGAGAUUUUUGCAUCAAAUGGAAGGAAGAAAUGUUACUCUUUUUAUUAACAAACAGAAAACAUGGAUUGUUGAUUUGAAGCUGACUUCAAAUAAUCAAUAUACAUUAAGUGGUGGUUGGAGUAAGUUUCGUGCUUACAAUGAUGUCAAACUUGGUGAUGUUUGUGUUUUUAUACUAAACAAGAGCAAAGGAAAAAUUUCAUUUCAAGUUACUAAUUUCUCUUUAGAAAAGGACACGAGUUCUCCUUAUUUUGAAGGGAAUACCAAUAUAGUUCCAGUUUAAGAUUGUUAGAGUUGAAUUUGUGAAGGGUGUGACUUGAAAGAAUGUGAUACUAUGCUUAAUGAAGAAGAAGAUGUUAAUGAGGAAAAGCUUAUAUUAGAGUUAUAUAUAUGAGUUUUAUUAUAUAGUGUUUAAUUUCUCAUUCCAAACUGUAUGGAUUUAAGUUGCUUUGAACAAAGUUUCGACUAUUGAGCAAUUAUUUAUGAGUAAGAAGUAUGAUCCUAUGAAUGCAAUUCCUAAAUUUCCAA